AUGGCUAGCGAACAGUCCCACGAGGCUGAAAGGUUCUUCCCACGAGCGGGACUUGCACAAGAUGGAUGGUCUACUAAAGAGGAAGCAACAGCGACAUGCUACUGCGGUGCGGUUCAGGUCGUCUUACCUGUAACCAAACCAGGAUUCAUUUUUUCCUUUAUCUGUCACUGCAGUGACUGUCGCAAGAUCACAGCAUCCAUGUUCACGACUGGCAUAGUUGUUCUCGAUACACACCUGAAGCACUUACGUGGCGAAGCGAACCUUAAACAGUUCAGCCAGUCGGACACGAUUGAGAGAGAUGGAAGCGCGAUGACCAAUUUCUUCUGCCGUACAUGCGGGUCGUUGAUGUACAGAAGGUCUUCGGCUUACACAGGGGUCAGUGUACUUAGAGGAGGCACAGUUGAUGAUUUCAAGGUUGUGGAGACAGUGCUAAAGCCGGAUAUUGAGCAGUACUUGAAGCAUAGAGUGAGCUGGUUAAAGGGCGUGGAGGGUUUAAGGCAAAGCCAAGGACAGUUUUUAAUAUAA
This is a messenger RNA of Fusarium redolens, 525 nucleotides long. RefSeq names its product Mss4-like protein. The transcript has 2 exons. NCBI's taxonomy places the organism in Eukaryota, Fungi, Ascomycota, Sordariomycetes, Hypocreales, Nectriaceae. The coding region runs from base 1 to 525 and encodes 174 amino acids. Gene Ontology annotation, molecular function: carbon-sulfur lyase activity. The record is from RefSeq and is a predicted model, not a curated record.